Megalobrama amblycephala (Wuchang bream) is the source of this 8711-nucleotide messenger RNA. RefSeq names its product potassium inwardly rectifying channel subfamily J member 14 (gene kcnj14). The coding region runs from base 2509 to 4347 and encodes 612 amino acids. NCBI's taxonomy places the organism in Eukaryota, Metazoa, Chordata, Actinopteri, Cypriniformes, Xenocyprididae. The record is from RefSeq and is a predicted model, not a curated record. The transcript is spliced from 5 exons. Gene Ontology annotation, cellular component: plasma membrane. Gene Ontology annotation, molecular function: inward rectifier potassium channel activity. Gene Ontology annotation, biological process: regulation of monoatomic ion transmembrane transport; potassium ion import across plasma membrane.
UUAAAUGACGUUGACUUUUAUUUCAGUUGAUUAAUUAUGUAAAUAUAUUUUGAUCAACUAAUCAAAACCCUCCACAUACUAUAUGGCUGUAAAACAUAAAACAAUAAGUAACUAGCCUAUGUACAAAACAUGUUGACAUUAGUAUAACCAAAUAUUUGAUCAGUCAUAAAUAAAUUAUUAAUGUAUUUUGUAUAGCCAAUCACUUCUAUUCUGUCAGCCUGUGUCAGCCUCUCUUUCCGUUUCUGUUUCCGUGCCUGGAGAGCAUUUUCCAUUGAUCAAUCUCAUUUUUUUUUUUUUUUUUUUUUUGGCCUCAUGUAAGAUAAAGAGCAAUAGGCAUCUCAUUCAUUCUAAAUGUAGCCUAUUUAUCGUUUGUCUGCUUGUUUUAUAUUUCAGUUCUGUAUCAUACCCACUUUAGAAUGGACCUUGCCAGUUUAUAAGCAUUAAAACUUCCUGUGAUGUUGCUAUGAACCAACCAUUUGUUGAUAAUAUGACGUAACAAAUAAACAUUAGCUACUAAACCAAAAUAUUCAGAUUUCUGUUACAGUAAGUUUGAAUGUCAAUGUCAUGAAACAACGACUAAGAAAAGAGGGACAGUCAGACUGAGAGGAUGAAGAGGGGGAGAGGAAAGGAUGCAGCUUACUGAAGUUUUCCUCCCUGCUGGUGAGCGCGCGGAGCAGAGCACGCGGAGAGCGCCCACGCAACACUUUCACGCGCCGCAAAGCGUUUUAAUGUGACGCAUACUCAAACAGCAGUGCAGCCGCUUUAUUUGACUUGUGCUUUAAUAUUAAUUGAACAGCGUUAUAGAAAUAAAAUUGAAAUGGAACAGACAUCACGCUCAUAUGGACUAUUAAGUGAUGACAUUUGUGCAUGAGCCGCAGAUUUCUGCUGACUUGAUGGGCAAAGAAAGAAGGCUGAGGAUGAUCUAUGCACUUUGUUAACUGCCAGCAUUGGAGUUAACAAAUGUCCUUGUGAUGUCCUCAACGCAAAAACUGCAGUCUCAAAUAAUAAGGAACGUGACAGGGGCCUGCCAAACUAUUCUUGAGUUGUAUUUGCUGUGGAUAUAUUCUACCACAAAUGUCAGUGUGAGGGCAGCAGAUAUUUGAAGAUGAACCUAACCUCUCACUUUAGAAAAGUUAUUUUUCCACACUCCAAUUUGUUGAUUCUCUUUUGAGUGUUUUUUUUUCUCAUUUCAUCCUUUGAUAUGUUUCUGUGCAAGUGGGCUUUUCGUGACUAGAAACCUUUUUUAAAGAUUCUUUUUUCUAUUACGUUCAUUAAGCAUCGAACUGCAGGUUUCUCAAAGGAGGUACAUGAAAAGGUAACACCACUUAUCAGGUCUGAACGUUUAGUUCCCCAAUCACCUUAUUUUGAAAUCUAUGAAGGUAAUGAUUUGUGCUUCAGCUUACACUUGUCUGGCCUAUUGUUCACUUUUAGGGAUAUUUCAACAAUUGCAUGUGUUUUUUUGACGACCAAACUGGACUCGGACUCUGUGGAAGAUCUCAAAGCAUCGCCUAGCAUUUUUAAGCUUUUGGAGAGGCCAAAGUUCAUCAGGUCAUAAUCUCACUCUAAACCUCUUCCCAUUGUAAUGUGUGGACUUUCUUUAUCAAAUAUAGUCCAGUAAUUCAGUUAUAGAACUUCAAGUUUUAGAGCAAAAUGACCCUUUCUUUUGGAGAACUGGGCUCUUGUCUUGAGACUGGAUGAAACCAGACUGAAGAUGGAUACAUGACUGUGACAGAUUGCCACUUGUGACUGUUUCAAUGUCUAAUAAUAUGAUUGGGAAAUGGACUUGCUUUGUGUUCCAGAGUUAUAUUUGCUCAAUAUCAAAGACAAAGAGGUCACAACUGUGGACCUUUUAGGAAAUGUUGACCAGUUUUCAUAUUAAUUGCAUGUCUCUCUUGUGUCUUUAAACAUCCGUCCAUUUAAAUAAGGAAAUGUGAAGAGGUCCUAGAGGGAAAAAUUGGUCUGUAUAUGCAUGCUGUUAUAUUCAUUUAUUUCCUUAUUUAUUACACAUAUAUGUUCUAGACUAUUUUAAUGCAUGUCAAAUAUUUGUUCUUUUCAACUUCCCCUAUAUGUUCUAAAGCUUUGAGACUUGUUUAUAUUAUAUAAGUUCCUCACUUUCCUUCUUCUUUCUGCUCCGCUUGAGCUUCGCCUUGUUUGUUUGUGCCUUUUAGUUGCUCACUUUCUCAUAGUUGCUAUACGUUACGCAUAGGCCUAAAGCAGCAGCGUUUUCCCAGUCUGGUCUCUGCUCACCAACUGACCUUGUCAAAACUGUUUCUAAAGCUGAAAAACUGCAUUGAAACUGAUUUUUUCUUUAUUCACUGCAUCUAACAACUUUGGAAAUUUGUGUUCAGUAAAAUCCAGGAAUACUGGUUUACUGAUAUCUGACAGCUACCUAUGGUGGACAGAUUGCUCAAGUAAAGACUACAUAAAUCUUGAAAAGAGGGAUGUCAGAGAUGAUCUCUAAUGCGAUUGUGUUCCGUCUCUGGGCAACGAUUGGCUGCCGGGAUCUGAAUGACAAUAAGGACUGUUUCAGGCCAUAAGCCUCACUGUGGAAUACAAUCAACGACUCAUAUAUUGGAUAUAUCUAUAUCACUGCAAACAUUCUCACGAAAGCAUCCCAAUUUUUUAAUCCACUUUGACUCUGGAUUUAUCUGGCAAACUCUUGAACGCUUCUUUUUUCCCAGACAUUUUUUAGUCAGUCUGCUGUCGUCAGUAAUGGGAGCUGCUCGGGUGAAGCGGCGCUUCAGUGCAGUUGUGGACACACCACUGGAUGAGGAGGAAGUCAUGAGGCUGGCGCAAAGUGACGAUGUCACUUCCUCCCAUUCGGGCGUGCUUCCUUCUCCCAACUGCAAUGGCAAAGUGCUCAACCUUCAUCGCAGCAAUGGAGGAAGGAGUGGAGAGAGGGAUGAGGAUGAUGAUGUGGAGGAUGAUGAUGAUGAUGAUGACGAAGAAGGGGGAGGGAGGAGGGGGGGAGGAGGAGGAGGGCAUGGCCCGGCACUCAAGGGGGAGUCUGGGGCAGAAGGGAGGUGGGAGAGGAACAAGAGAGCAUCCUCGCCUUCCCUCUCGCCCUCGCCGCCCCGCGAUCGCCGUGGCCAGUCCCGCCGGCCCCGGCGGCGCUUUGUAGGCAAGGACGGGCGCUGCAACGUCACCUUCGUCAACAUGAGCGAAAGGGGCCAGCGCUACCUCACCGACCUCUUCACCACCUGCGUGGACAUCCGCUGGCGCUGGAUGCUCGUGGUGUUCACCCUCUCCUUCUUGCUCUCCUGGCUUCUCUUUGGUUUCACGUUCUGGCUCAUCGCCGUCGCUCACGGGGAUCUGGCUGCUCCACUGGCAUCAUCUUCCUCUUCUCCUUCGUCUGUUUCCUCCUCUCUUGCUCCUCUGCAAGCUGCCGAGGUUUCUGGCCCGGUGGAGACGGAGGAACGCUGCUUUCAGCAGGUGAACAGCUUCAUGGCAGCGUUCCUCUUCUCUCUAGAGACGCAGACAUCUAUAGGCUACGGCUUCCGGAGCGUUACCGAGGCCUGCCCCCUGGCGGUGCUUGCUGUCGUGUUGCAGUGCAUUGUAGGCUGCAUCAUCGACGCUUUCAUCAUUGGGGCGGUAAUGGCUAAGAUCGCCAAGCCCAAGAAGCGCAAUGAGACACUGGCGUUCUCGGAUGUGGCCGUGGUGGCCAUGAGGGACGGGAAACUCUGCAUGAUGUGGCGAGUGGGAAACUUGCGCAAGAGCCACCUGGUGGAGGCCCAUGUACGAGCACAGCUACUGAAGCCACGGGUGACCCCUGAGGGUGAGUUCCUGCCAUUGGACAAUGCAGACCUAAAUGUCGGCUUUGACACGGGAACAGAUCGCAUCUUUUUGGUGUCACCUGUGACCAUUGUGCACGAAAUUGAUGAGGAGAGCCCUUUCUUUGAGGUGGACAAACGUACACUAGAGGGAGACAAAGAGCUGGAAGUGGUGGUGAUUCUGGAAGGCAUGGUGGAGGCCACUGCCAUGACAACCCAGUGCCGCUCUUCAUACCUGGCCUCUGAGAUCCUCUGGGGUCACCGCUUUGAACCUGUGCUCUUUGAAAGGAAGAACUGCUACCAGGUGGACUACUCGUACUUCAACAGGACUUAUGAGGUCACGGACACGCCCACUUGCAGCGCUAAAGAGCUAGCAGAGAAAAAGUACAUCCUGGGCUCCCGUUCCUCCUUCUGUUACGAGAACGAGGUGGCUCUGCAGCUCUCCUCCUCUGUCCCUCCCUGUUCUGACCAAUUCUCUCCAUCCCCCUGUUCUUCCCCCUCUCCCUCACCCUCUUUCGUUCAGCCCACGCCACCACCUCGACAAGACUCCUGCAGCGAGCACCCACACAUACACUGAGCCAUGUGGCUGGGAUAAAAGGGCACCGGGAAAAGCAGCGGUCAAAGAAAGAAAAGGAGGUAGAGAAAGAAAGGAAAAGGGUCAGGAUGGAGGGAGGAGUUGGAACUGGGGGUAGGGAGAGAGAGAGAGAACCAGCAAAUGGACAAAGGCCUGGAAAAACAGACUUGGACAGGGGACUAAGGCAAAGAGGACCAUAAAGGAACAAUGUAGGACUGAUUAAUGACAAAAGGUCAUGCUUAAGAUGGGGUGAGAAAAGACAGAAUGCACAAAAGAUGGAGAAUAGAAAAGGGAAAGGGGCCUCUCACGCCUGUGAGAAGAGAACCAAAGAGCAAGAUAGUGAGACAGUGGGGCAAAUUCACUAAACAGUUGCACCAGUGCAGCAUUUCAGCUUGAGACUAUCAAAGUCCUUUUCAAGGCAAGUCACUUGGCAGACAUCUUGGAAACACAGCUGUUUUCAGUCAUACAAGUAUAACUCUUGUCUAACCAGACUCACAUUUCUAUUAAAAUGUUCAAAUCAGUAAUACAAUCUGACAUUAAUGGUAUCAUAAGCUAAAAUCUGUAUAUUUCAGGUAUUUCAGGUUGGUCGAGAUAAAAGAGUGCCGCAGUGACGACAUAUUUUUGUAGGCCAACCCAGAAGUUAGCAUCACUCCUUCGACAAAAACCCAAUACGAUUUUUCCAUUGACUUUUGGAUAAUUGCAGAAUAUAAGCUCUGUGACCAAACACGAUUCUUACACGUUUUGCUCAUCAUAAUCAUCUUCACAAAUGAACUUUUAUGAAUUAUAAAGCCUAAAUAACAAAUGCCAUUAGUAAAAAGCUAAAUGUAGGAUAUGCAUGAACUACACUGUGGGUGCAUGAUUUCAAUGUCAUUAAGCUUCCAAAAACUCUUUCAGUCUUUAUUUAAAAUCUACAAGUUGGAAAGUCUGAAAGAGCACGAGUAUAAACACAACGAGGCUGUAAAAGCAGACUAGUGAGUAGAUGAGUUUGCUUGUUUGCUGUAAUGACGAUGUCCCAAACAACCUCUGUAGUCCCAUUUAGCCACUUGUUAUCAACCACGUUUUUCAACUGAUGUUAAAGUUAAAAAAAUCAAAGUGGGGUAUUACAGUUAUUUUAUGUCAUAGAAGAAAACGUGAAAGUAUCUUGAGCUUGUGUUCACCACAGACCUUAUUACAGGCAUUCAACCAUAAACUUAUUCAAAAAACCUAUUGACUUAAAGGUGCAGUAAGCAAUUUCUGAGAAACGCUGUUUAAGGGGCUGUUUACAAGACACCGUUUUCAACAAAAACAGAAAACUUUUUAAUGUGUUUUGGCUGUUCAUUUACAUGGUGUUUUAAGUUCCUGAAAACACAAACUGAAAACGGGCUUCAAAGUGCAAGGUUUUGAAAACGGUCUCUGUGUAAACAACAAAAACGCAAAUCUGUGAAAACGAUGACGUAAUGCAUGAUUUUGCAUGUCUAUAGUGUUUCAUUGCCAUCUAAUGGCCUGCCAGCAGAAUACAGCGUUUUUAGUCAUUUUCACGGAUUUGUGUGAAUGGGGAUCAUUUUGACAACGGUGUUCUCUAUAUGCGGAAAACUCAAAGGAAAAACUUCUCAGUUUAAGCAUAUUGUUUUUCAUGUAAACAUACCCUAAAUUUGAAAUCUCCAAAACAAACACACCCCUUCCCAAAAGGAUCCAAGUAGUGCUCGUUGCAGAGCAUAAUGACCUCCAGCUCCACCUCUCUGGAGCUCAAGGGUGGAGCUUAACCUGUUUAAUGGGUGGAGAGAUAGGGUUAUGGGUGGGGUAAGGGUGUGGUUGGAUGAUGCAGCUCCACCCAUCAUGCCCACAGUAGGUCAAGAGAAGGGGAGCUGGAGCUCCAGAGAGGGGGAGCUGGAGGUUAUGGCUCUGCAGUAAGUAGUAAGUAUCUUGAUAGCUCCGCCCCCAAAUUCAUGAACAGUGUGUUUUGGUGGUUGGUCUGAUCCACUUUCAACAGCAUUUCUCAGAAAUCGUUUACUGCACCUUUAAGGACAAUGAAACCAGAAGUUAAAAAAUGCUUACUUGUUUGCAGGUUUUUAGCUCAUUCUACGGCACUUUAGGGCUGUUUCUAUUAGCAGAUGCAGUGACGCUGUCACCUAAACAGCAAGAACUUUCAUAAAGGCCAAGAGAUGACUUUGCAGACUGGACUUCCGUUACUUGAGCCACUUCUUGGAUGUUUCAUUAUUCAUUCUAGUGAAUUCCCCCAAAAAGUAGGAGCUUUGUAGAGAGGGAACUUUCAGAUGGACUCAGGCAGGAGGAAGCUAAAGUUUGAGUUGUUAAAGUUUGAGUCAGAGUGCAGGGGAAUGUAUUCAGGUCAAUCAGAUUGAAAUGAGGUCAAAGACUUAAUGACCGAAAACAGAUCGAAAUUAAAGAGUGAGGGGGAAUAUAGAGGGAUUGAUAGAGAAGGUCAUUUCGACAAGAGGAGAGCUGCAACACCAACCCAGUGUGCUGAUUGAACCUGGCGAUCUUUUGGAACCAACACGAGCUGCAGUGGCUCUAGCAUGUACCUGAUAGAGACACAACAGUGGCCCCCAGUGGCUGCAACCUGUAUGAGCAAUUGUAGAAUUUAAAAAUGGGAAGGAGAUAUCUAUAACACCAGCCCCUGGUUUUACAGACAAGGCUUAAGCUAGUCCUAGACUAAAAUGCAUGUUUUAACUGAAAGCAACUUGUACUGACGUAUCUUAAAAUAUGUCAGUGCCAUUGUUUUGUCUCAAGAUGUACACGAGUAAUUGUUUUUUCUAGGGUAGGUUUAUAAAAGCUACUUAAAUGUCCUAAUUGAACUAAGGCCUAAUCAUGGCCUAGUCUAAGUCCUGUCUGUGAAACCGGGCCAUAACCUCUUAUGCAAUAUCAUGCACAAAUAGGAAUUUUUGUCAAAAAAAAUCCUCUCUCAAAAAAUCAAAUUACUUGUUGUGGGAACUUUUGUGUUUUGUAUUGAAUGUCAGAAUGCCUGCUAGAGCCACUGCAAAACAAGAAACUACUGAAAAUCUGCAGCAUUUUCAAGUUGUUUCUCUUAUGUACUGUAUUUUUAAUUUUCUAUUUGUUUUAGCACUGUUUUGUAUCAUGGUACACAAAGAUUAUGUGAAGCACUUUCGUAAUUUGUAACAUACCACAUUUGUCACAAUUGCACAGACCAAAAAUGAAUUAGCUAGUUGUAUGUAUGGAAAUGGAAUAACAUAUUGUAUGAAGAAUAUAUUUAUUUUUUGAAGGGUGUGGCUUGAAAGUAAAAGAAAAUACUGUUGGAUUGUACAGCAUGGGGAAACUGUGGUUUGACUCAUUGGGCAGCACAUGGAUCUAUCAUCAGCCACUGUUUGGAUUGUAGACAUUCAUGUUUUGUGUUCCUUCAGUGUUUCAUAACAGCGUGUAGUAGUAGCUAUGGUAAAUGACUUAUUUACUCUCUGUAGUAUUGUUGUCAUGACUGAGGCAUCUGUUUUUUUUUCUUCUGUUUUCCAUUCAUUCCUAAACAACCACACAAGCAUCCUGACCUAAAGCAUGUUGCUGGACAGGUUUUUUUUUUUCUUUUUGUUGUAAUUAGUUUGCCAGUGGUGUGCCUUUGAAAGUGAGCCUGCUUGUUUUGAGGUUUUAGGGAGUAAUGGAGACAAUUAGGAUGUAUUAUGCUGAUGUUAAGUUACAGACCCAGGUGGAAUCUAUUUUCCACAUUUUGUAUGCUGAUUUUUGGGAUAUGUAAUUCUAUAUUUGAAUAUAGUAAAAUGUGUUAAAUGGUACUGAGACACUUGCCAAGUUUUCAUCCAAGGAUUUUUUGCAUAAAAAGGUUUAGCGCAUUAAAAUAGUUACCGAUAUAGCUGAUGGAAAUGCUGUUAUUGGUAUAAUUUUGUGAGCAGUGUUGAGGAAAGUUACUUUUUAAAGUAAUGCAUUACAAUAUUGUGUUGUUCCAUAAAAAAAAAGUAACUACUUGCAUUUCUUAGUUACUUUUUUACAGAAAGUAAUGCGUUAGAUUACUUUUGCGUUGCUUUUUCUCAUCUGGGCUGGGCUUGCUUGUUUGUUUCUAACAAAAAAUGAACAAAAAAUUAGCAACAACAACAACAAAACACAAUCUAAAAAAAAAAUACAAAAUGUAAAGGCCUUUUGACACAAAAAGUGGAAUGAAUAAGCCUUAGGCUGAAGGAAAUGCAAAUUCAUGCAUGUACAGUAGAGGGCGCAGCUCAAAUAAACCUUUUAGCUGUGCUGCCAUUCUGAAUCACUGAAGAAGAGGACGCAGUACAAGAAAGUUCACACUUAUUUCAGCAAUAAAAAAAAAAGUGAAGUCAUUUUAGCAUGGUUGAAUUGGAUCAUUGAAGGUCAGCAGCAAAGAUGUUGGUUAAUAAAGUGAGUUUAAAUACAUAAAGUAUAUUUGUGUA